AUGGCUAGAACGCUGUUUUUUUUCAUAGUUUUAACUGUUGGUGUUGGUAUGCAAGUAAAAGGCCAAGAUGUAUCUACACCCAAGUCUUAUGACUUUGCAAUAUCCUCAGAAUCCCAAUUGUCAUUGCUGAAGUUGAAAGAAACACAUGUCUACAAUCUUCAUAGCUAUAACAAAAUAUUAAAGAUGCAUUUGAAAAAAAUUAAGCUAGCCAUUAGGUAUUCAGAAAAUCUGUUAAAAUCCUCGACGCUGUUUCAGUAUAAUUUGUUCUUUGGAUUUAAAGUUUUGAGACACAUUUAUAAGGCUUGGCCCUUGUACUUAACAUUAUUAACUAAAGAACUGGGCACCAAAGAGACUUCGGCUUUUCAGGACUUGUUAGAACAGCAACCAACGUCUGUUGAUUUUGAGGAAUCAUUGGGUGCUAUUCAUAGGCUACAGACCGUAUAUGAUCUAGACUCAUAUGCCAUGGCAGAAGGCAUUUUGGCUGGCAAAAAUUACAAUAUCAAGAAUUGGGGUGUUGAUGAGUGUUUAAUACUCGGUCUAAUGUAUCAAUACAUAAAAAACUACAACCAAUCGGAGAACUGGUUUCAGUUGGCUCUCUACUAUUACGAGGAUCAUCCCAAUCCAGAGGAGCUCGAAAUCAAGAUUUGGAAGUACACAAACUUGUUGGAACUUCUGGUGGAGGCCAACAAGGGACUUGGCCGCUAUUUGGAAGCUAAAAAAUAUGCAAAUGAGUUACUUACGCUUUUUCCCAAUCAGACUUAUAUGUUAAAGCAACUUCCAAAGCUGAAAUAUCUGCAUGAGAAUCCGAUCAAACUCAAAAAACCAAAAAAAGAGUAUAAGCUCCAAAAAGCUAUAUGCUCCAAGCGUUACCGGAGAAAAUCUGGAAAUCUAUUAUGUCGUUAUGUAAAUUGGACGCCAUUCCUGCAAUUGGCACCCCUGAAAAUGGAGGAGCUAUCAAUAGAAACCCAUAUAAGCAUCGUUCAUGACUUUAUUGGCCAAAAGGAUAUAGAAAUAUUAAAGAACGUGUCGAGACCAAAACUUCAACGACACGAAAACUUAUCUUGGAAUUGCAGUUGUAAAAUUGGAAAUCUAUCUAGCUCUUCACAUGAUAUUGUUGCUAAAAUUAAUAGACUGAUCUUAGAUGUCACAGGAUUUCCAAUGAAAGGCAAUGAAAAGCUAGAAGUCAUAAAUUAUGGAUUGGCUGGAAACUACAAUCUCGAUGACACUGCCAAAUCCAAGCACCAGAACCAUGCUAAUGCUUUGAUAUUUCUGAGCAAUGUUGAGAGGGGCGGAGAAAUAGUCUUUCCCUCUCGCCAUUUAAAAGUGAGAGCUCGAAAAGGAUCUAUGCUCGUUUGGGAAAAUGUCAAAGGAAGAGUUAUCUAUCAUCAGUGCCCUAUCUUAAAGGGAAACAUGUGGGUGGCUAACAAAGUGCUCAACUGA
Messenger RNA from Drosophila eugracilis, 1440 nucleotides. Its product is annotated as prolyl 4-hydroxylase subunit alpha-1-like. Gene Ontology annotation, biological process: peptidyl-proline hydroxylation to 4-hydroxy-L-proline. Bases 1 to 1440 code for a protein of 479 amino acids. NCBI's taxonomy places the organism in Eukaryota, Metazoa, Arthropoda, Insecta, Diptera, Drosophilidae. The record is from RefSeq and is a predicted model, not a curated record. The transcript has 6 exons. Gene Ontology annotation, cellular component: endoplasmic reticulum. Gene Ontology annotation, molecular function: iron ion binding; procollagen-proline 4-dioxygenase activity; protein binding.